AUGUAUUCGGUUGAGUGGCAAAAGCGAGGAUUACCUCAUGCACACAUUUUGGUUUGGUUCAUUGACAAAAUCCGUCCUGAAGAAAUCGAUAGUAUCAUUUCUGCGGAAAUUCCAGAUCCAUCCACUGAACAACUGCUGUUUGAUAUUGUUACAACAAACAUGAUUCAUGGUCCAUGUGGUACUCUUAAUAGUUCAUCGCCUUGCAUGGCUGAUGGAAAAUGUACUAAAAAUUUCCCUAAAGAUUUUACCAAUGAUACGGUCACAAAUGUCGACGGAUACCCAAUAUACCGUCAAAGAAAUCCUGAAAAUGGCGGACAAUCAUUUAUUAAAAAUAUCAUCAACACAGACAUUGAUAUUGACAAUCGUUGGGUGGUGCCAUAUUCGCCUCUGCUGAGCAAGACAUAUAAUGCUCAUAUUAAUGUUGAGUUCUGCAUUUCUGUGAAGAGCAUCAAAUACAUUUGCAAGUAUGUCCAUAAAGGCAGUGAUAUGGCUGUGUUUAGAGUGGAAAAUACUAAUGUGAAUGCUCCUCCAGUGAAUAAAAAUGAUGAAAUAACGCUCUACCAAAUUGGUCGGUACAUCAGCUCCAAUGAAGCUGCUUGGCGUAUCUUUGGUUUUCCAAUUCAUGAACGGGAUCCAGCAGUUCUUCAGUUAGCCAUCCAUCUUGAAAACGGUCAGCGUGUAUUUUUCACGAACGAGACAGCGAUUGAUCGUGCAAUAAAUCCACCUAAAACUACACUCACUGCAUUUUUUGAAUUGUGUAAUCGUGCGGAUGAUUUUGGUGCCUUUGCACGAACAUUAUUCUAUUCACAAGUACCACGCUAUUUCACAUCGACUCAAACAAAAACAUGGAUGCCCCGCAAGCAAGGCUCACCAGUUGCUGCAUGUCUCAAUUUAUUUAAAUCAAACGCCUUGGGGCGAUUAUUUACAGUCAAUCCAAGACACACGGAGUGCUUUUAUCUUCGACUGUUGUUGGUUAAUGUUACUGGCCCAUUAUCAUUUCAAGAUAUACGUAAAGUGAAUGGGCAACAAUAUCCAACGUAUAAAGAUGCAUGCCUUGCACUUGGCUUGCUGGAAGACGACUACCAGUAG
Molecule: messenger RNA, 1089 nt
Organism: Cotesia glomerata
Lineage: Eukaryota; Metazoa; Arthropoda; Insecta; Hymenoptera; Braconidae
Exons: 1
Coding region: 1-1089 (362 amino acids)
Source: RefSeq, a predicted model, not a curated record